Molecule: messenger RNA, 1257 nt
Organism: Penicillium diatomitis
Lineage: Eukaryota; Fungi; Ascomycota; Eurotiomycetes; Eurotiales; Aspergillaceae
Gene: och3
Product: glycosyltransferase family 32 protein
Exons: 4
Coding region: 1-1257 (418 amino acids)
Biological process (GO): protein N-linked glycosylation
Cellular component (GO): mannan polymerase complex
Molecular function (GO): alpha-1,6-mannosyltransferase activity
Source: RefSeq, a predicted model, not a curated record
AUGGCAUCUCGCCGGCAUGUCCGGCGACAGGUGUCUGUAGUCUUCGUCUUAUUGGCCCUAUUGUCCUUGUGGCACCUUCAUUCUCGAGCGGGAAGCGCUUCAGGGGGGCCAGCGGCAGUCAACCCGACGAGCGCGCUUCUUACGAAAUACGUGUCGAAUCGGAGAGGCAGCGGUGGAGCAUGGUAUAUCCCACCGAGCUGGAUAGGGGAACAUGACCCUCAACCAGCUCAGAAUAUCGUCGAGGCGGCGACGCUGGCUCUCAAUGCUUCUCGUCGCUCGCCUGAAAGACAGAUUCCGCACUCGGUCAUCCCGCUGAUCCUCCAUCAGACAUGGAAGGACACCUAUCCCGAGCAAUGGCCAGAGACUUUCCAGAGAAGUACAGAGACCUGGCUUGCGGAUCUUGACCAUGGCAACAUGGCGUACUUCUUGUGGGAUGAUAGCGGAAUCGCUCAAUUCAUGCGGCAUUUCGAACCGGAAAUGGAGAGUCGCUUCUACGCACUUCCGAACAAUGUCGAGCGCUCAGACGUGUUUCGCGUCUUGGUGUCUAAAUGGAUUGGCGGUGUCUAUGGUGAUAUGGACACGGAGCCAACAAAGCCACCGUCACAGUGGAUCGACUCAACCGAUCUCCAACCCUGGCAGGAUCAGGACACGGGCAAGACGUACAGCUCAAGCGAGCCUGUCCGAGCCAUUGUUGGUCUCGAGGCCGAUUGCCGUCCCGAAAGCGAUGACUACUGGCGUAUGGGCUACUUGUAUCCCAUCCAACUCACGCAGUGGUCAUUUGCUUGGGCCCCUGACCAUCCGAUCUUGCAAAGAUUCGUGGACCGUCUCCUUGCCAUGAUCAAAGUGGUCUCGGACGCACACGAAGGACAACUAGAGUCGACCACGGCACAAGCAGAUCUCUACUCCAUCGACACCCUGAACCUGACAGGACCCGUCGCAUUUACAGAUUCUGUUCAGUCGUGGUUGGAAGAUAACCACAGUUUGCGGUGGAAUGCGCUCACUGGCUUGGAUGACGGCGGACUCAGCAAGCUCGUGGGCGACGUCUUAAUUCUGCCAAUCACUGGAUUCAGUCCCGGGAGAAGUCAUUAUGGCAACAUGGGGUCGAAGCCCAUCACCGAUCCCUCUGCUCGUUUGCUGCACCAUGCACAAGGAUCAUGGAGAUCAUCAAGCAUCUUUGUAGAAUACGGCAAGUUUUGCCGCACCGUCUUUGGGCUGUGUAAAGACUGGUCCAAAGUCCCUCAUAAUUGGAUUAUAUAG